AGCAGCUCCCUUUCGUCUUUAUGAAUAUUGUCAUGCUUUUCACUCAGAGAGACACCAAGAGCCAUCACAUGACCCCCGGGCUGAGUGUUUGAGCCUGGUGGCCUGAUUGGUCAUUGGCUCCCUUUUUGAAAGCCUAGGUGGCCCUGGCAACGGGAAACAGGCCAGCCAGACUUUGCUGGCCUCCCGAGAAGUGCGGCACAAAGAUCAGCAGCACUGCAAGAAGCAGCCAGGUCUCCAACAGGGAAGACUCACAACCAUGAUCUGGAAAGUCUAAUCUUCUGCAUUUUUGGUGAUGGAGCUGAAGGUCUGGGUGGAUGGUGUCCAGAGGGUGGUAUGUGGUGUCUCAGAUCAGACCACUUGCCAGGAAAUUGUCAUAGCCUUGGCACGUGCCAUUGGUCAAACAGGUCGGUAUGUUCUCAUCCAAAGACUACGAGAGAAAGAGAGGCAGCUACUCCCCCAUGAAUGCCCUGUAGAGGCACUGGCCAAGUGCGGACAAUAUGCCAAUGACGUGCAGUUUAUACUUCAGCGCACAGGCCCCAGCCUUACAGAAAGGCCUUCUUCAGACAGUGCCCCCCAGGUACCUGAAAGGACGUUUGUCAGAGCCAGCUUGCCCAUCAAACCCCGGCCACUCAGCACAGAAGUGCCCAGGGCCAGGCCACCCAAAAAAUCCUUAACAUUCAACUUGGGUUCCGUGGCCUCUAGUGAGUCACUUGCCAAAAGCAAGUUGAGGCAGCACAGAAAGGAUGCUGCGCUGGGCUUGAGGGAUGGUGCAAGUGGGGGUCUUCUGUCCAAAGAGGAGCUGUUCAAGACAGUGCUGCACCAACAGGAGCACCUCUAUUCCCUGGAUAGGCAGAGGGAUGCUUUGGAAAUAGACCUCCGGCACUGGGAGUCCAGCAGGGGUUCUCACCUGGAGGAGGAGAUACUACAUCUAGAGCACGUGAUCCGGCAGAACGAGAGCGAGCUGAGUGAGGAAGACUUUUGGCAGAAUGAACUGCAUGCUGAGAAGACAGGUGAAAAGGAGCGCCAGGAGAAAGUCCACAGCCUGCAGGCCACCAUGGAGGAGUACACACAGAAAAUCCAUGAACUUAUGGCGAAAACUGAGAUCUUGGAGAGGGAGAUCCAGUGGGAAAUUGCUGAGAGGAACAAGAGGGCAAAGGAUGCCCCCUCCCACAACCCUGCUGAGCUGGAAGAGAUGGCAGCCAAAAUGAAGAAGGAACUGGAUGCCAAAGCCAAGCAGAGUGCCCAGUUGGAGAGCAGCCUGGACAUGGUGGGGAAGGCCUUGGAAGAGACAGAACAAAGCCUUCAGGCUCAGAACCAAGAGCUGGAGGAUCUAAAUAAGGAGCUGAGGCAGUGUAACUUGCAGCAGUUCAUCCAGCAGACAGGAGCCAUGGUGACUGCUCCACAGGCCAAAUCAGAGGCAGAACCCCAGCUGGAUCACACUAACCCUGAGCUGCCAGUUCAUCAGAGAAAUGGAGAUCUCUCCGAUUCACCUCCCCGAGCCACAGCCAAGCACUUCCUUGGCCAUCCGCGGAACCUCCAGAACCCCCUGGUGUCCAGCUUGAACCCCGAGGUCAUAUCGACAAAGCAGAGCAUCUGGAGGUAAAAAGGCCAGCCAAGAAGGACUGAUUGCCUUGCGAAUAUAACUAUGUAGGAAAAAAACCUCUGUUUCAUGUAUGUAUUUGAAUUCUUUUUAUGACGAAUGGAUGGGUGUAGAUGGAUGAGCAAAAUAUUUUGCAAGACUUUUUUUUAUAAAAAAGAAGAAAAGAAGGUAUUUAAUCCAUUUGGAGGAAAUAAACCGGUUGUAUUUUUUAAAAUCAAGUUUGUUAUAAUUUAAAAUGAAGAUGCUGUUUGUGGCUUCUCUGAAAAUUUAUAUAGCCUUCCUUAUUUUAAAACUUGAUCACACAUACAAUACCAACUGCCCUGGAGGGGUGUGAAGCCUGCUGGGGAUGAACUGUCCAAAACACACAUUUUCAAGUCCUCUACAUCCAUUCUGAAGGCUAUUCUGCAAGAUUACUGCCGUACAAUGAAGGCCAGAACUCCUCGCUGUACUGUAUCAAUGCACUGUAGUGCUCCUGCAUGCAUGCAUGCGUACAUUGUUGAACAGCAAUUUUUUUUCAUCAUUUUAUGUUUCUGGAAAUAUAUAGUUGGGAUGGGAGAAAUAAACUCUGCUCCAUUUCUGAUGAAAAUAUAAACACAAGAGACAAAUCACUUUAGGAUGGUAUUUAUGGCCACUUUGUCGUUGUUCAUUCAGAAGGCAUUUCAGGGAAGAGCUUUCAGAUCUGGUAAAAUAGAAUUGAGGUGCUAGCACUAUCUUGCCAUUUGUGGAUCAUGCUUAGUGUGAUAUUAUCCAGUUUUGCUUUCAGAUAUUUAAGUUGUUUGCGUCUAAAGAUAGAUGCCUUUUUAUUGGCUUUAAAGUCACGUGAUGGAGUACUGUAUGUUAAGAAGUCUAACUUCUAUGCUGUCUCCCAACCCAGGAUGUGUAAAUGUAGAAUUCAAGGCUGCUUUUGGGCAGCCUUGAACUUGUGUUAGGUGUUUCCUCCUUAUGGAUUGCAUAUUUUGAUUUUUCUCCUUUGCAAAAUAGUUUCAAAAAGUCUUGUCAUUCAUAUUAAACAAAAGGGCCACCCAGUAAAGCCCUUGUGCAACACAGCAUUAUAAAUGAUGCACAUUCAUAUAAUGACUGAUAUUUUGAACAAAGCCCACAUGACACAUCUGCAGAAUCAAGGUUUAGUAAAGGAGGUGGCUUAAGAUGUUAUGCUCCCUUUAGCUUCCCUGUCCUUCUAUUUGUCACUUUGCAGUGUCCUAUGCCAGAGACAUCUUAGCCUAUCUGCUAGGUGUGACAACCCAUUUGGAGAGUUGGGUGAGGGGCAGGAGAUGGAAAGCUACAAUGGGGAGCUACUAAUGUCUUUUUUCCUCCCCUUUCAUAACUGCGAUUUCACUUUAGAAUUCAUUAUACAGUUUCCGUUCAUCUUGCUGCUGAGCAUCUUAUGGUGUCUCUAUGUGGGCAUGAGAACAAGAGGGGGAGAGAGUGAAGUUGAAUGCUCACUUCUCAAUUUAAAAAUUGAUAAUGUGGUUCCCAAAAAAGAUAUAAUAUGGUUCAUCUUUGUUUUCAGGGCUUUUAGUCAGUAAUGUGGCUAUUGUGUCCUGCCAAUUUAAUCAGACCUCAAAAUAAGCUGUGAAGCUGAAUGUGCCAUCUCCCAAUUUGAUGUGAACCUCAGUAUGGGCCUGCAAUAUGCUCUUGCGGGUUACCUAGUGUCUUAUCCAGUUACGCUGUUUUUGAAUAGAAAACUUGAAACAUAUUAAUUUACUUUCAAUACAUGUCAUCCAGUGAUUUUAUGCAGUGGUCAUAGCACCUCUGUUCUGAUGCUGGCUUUUCAACAGCCUAAGGAGAAAACAGCAGAUAUUAGAACUGAGUACCUUUUUGAGUACCUGGAACCCAUACUUAGAAUCCUUAGGUUUGGGGCACAGAACCCCAUGAAAAUGAAAAAGUGUGACUGAAAAUGCUAGGAAUUUCUAGGUCCUCCAGGACAACUUGAUGACCCACUUUUGCUAGAAGGACAUAGAGAUUCCUAGAGAACAUUUUGAUCAACUCCACAAAGAUCAUACAUACAAAUGUGGAAGACCGACUUCAUAUCAUCAGGAAGGUGGGGUUAUGUGGAAAGACAAAACAUUGUUUAUUACAGACGGUAGUAUAAAAAGUAGGUGCUAAGAACCUCUAGGUAGCAUACUAAGAAGCAUUAGGAAGGGCCAAGAAUGUUAAACUACUCCGCUCCUGUAAGGCUAGAAAUUUGAUUCUCUGCUUCAGACAUACAGCCAUUCCACCUUUUAUAACAGAUGCUGCAUGAGUCACCCAAGAGGUAUCCAUAAGUUCAAAAUUAUGAAUUAAAAAUGAUCAUAUUUUCCCUAAGUGCCGUGGCUGCAUCUUUCAGCAAAAGAAAGGAUUCAGCAUUAGUAAAAACUGGCUGAAAAGUUUCCCAACAUAUUUUUCUUUUCUUCUGCUUGUGUGAUGUGUAUUAGGAGAAAGCAUUUUGGAUUUUGGUGCUUAACAUUUAGAAAAAGCGGGUUGCUCAUUUUACCAGAUCUGAAUGAAAGCCUUGGCAUGUUCCAUUACAGAGAACUUGUUUCUAAUGCACUUAAUUCAGGUUUUUUUUACCUCAAACUUAACUUAAAAUCUUGAAAUUGUUUCCAAAUAUUGAGCAAUGGAUUCCACAUUUCUUAUAAUGGUCACAAGAGCCUACCUGUGUCAUGAUUAUUUUCCCCCACUUUAUUUGUCCAUGAAUUUAAACCAAUAGGCCUAAGAUGCCUAUAGUUUUGGUUUUCUUCUAGAGCAAGUUGAGGGCCUGGUUUUAUUGGGGAUCAUUUAAAAAAUAAAACAAGCUACUGGUCACUUCCAGUGUUGAAUAAUGUAAAAAGAAUUUUAUUUCAGGAGGUGGUGCAGUUUAAAGAGAAUCGCUGUUUUCUAGGCCUCUUGAGCUUGCCAGCCUCUAUAUUAGGCUCUGAUGCCAGGGAGGGAUGGGAAUGGAUCCCAAGAUCAAGUAGAAUCCCUAUCGGUUUUGUAAGCUUGAUUCUGUUUAAACAAUGCUUAUUUGACUUAACAUUAAGUGAGGACAAAGCAAACAGCAUUUUCCAACUUUGUGGUGGGAGCUGCUUUUUUAACAGAUACAUUUUACUGGAGUAUGAUAAAGAAUAUGAAAUAAUAUUUACUAAUAGGAUCCCCUCUCCCCCAGACUCUUGAUUUAAAAUGACAUUCCCAUCUCCCUGUAUUUAUGUUAUCCAACGCUGUUGUAUGUUCUCAAUGUGAAGCCAAGGGAAGCAAAUCUAGGUGUGCAAGGAAUGGCUGAGUGGUUGGUUGGGAAACCAGAAUUAGCUCUGGAAGCUCUGGUCUCUCUCUCUUUUUUAAAUGUUCUUUUGUAUAUCAUGGUUAUGAAAUGUGACUUCCCUUGUUUUCCAACUAGGAAAAAGAUUCAUUUUCCACAUAUGAAUGUAUAUAUAGUUUCUGAUUUCAAAUUGUAAUAAAAUUCAUAAAAAUAA
Anolis carolinensis (green anole) is the source of this 5028-nucleotide messenger RNA. It is a transcript of the gene rassf7, whose product is annotated as Ras association domain family member 7. Bases 293 to 1603 code for a protein of 436 amino acids. Gene Ontology annotation, biological process: signal transduction. The record is from RefSeq and is a predicted model, not a curated record. The transcript is spliced from 6 exons. Lineage: Eukaryota; Metazoa; Chordata; Lepidosauria; Squamata; Anolidae.